Chenopodium quinoa (quinoa) is the source of this 2091-nucleotide messenger RNA. RefSeq names its product eukaryotic translation initiation factor 3 subunit L-like. The coding region runs from base 234 to 1799 and encodes 521 amino acids. Gene Ontology annotation, molecular function: translation initiation factor activity. The record is from RefSeq and is a predicted model, not a curated record. Gene Ontology annotation, cellular component: eukaryotic translation initiation factor 3 complex; cytoplasm. Gene Ontology annotation, biological process: translational initiation. NCBI's taxonomy places the organism in Eukaryota, Viridiplantae, Streptophyta, Magnoliopsida, Caryophyllales, Amaranthaceae. The transcript has 7 exons.
UAUUUUUUUUAUUUUUUCCCACAAGUUGAGUGAAAGUAAAUUAGGUAAGAAUAUUUCUUAACAAAAAAAAAGUAAGAACAAAUCCUAAAUAGAAAUAAAGUGCAACCCGAAUAACAACCCGGGUCAUCCUCGCUCACACUCUUUUACUCCCACAAUAUCUCCUUAUUCACUAUCUUCUCCCAAAACCCUAAAUUCUUCUUUCUUUCUCCUCUCUCUCUCCAACCUCCGCAACAAUGGCGCCUUCUUACGACCACGACGACCAUCACAGCAACGCGCCACCAUCAUCGAACCUCGACACCAGCGGCUACGACCCCAACCUCGUACCCGACUCCGUCAAAUCCUUCGUUGUCCACCUUUACCGUCACAUCCGCGAGAAGAACGUCUACGAAAUCCACCAGAUGUACGAAACCUCCUUCCACACUCUCAGUGAUCGCCUUUUUAAGGACACUCCUUGGCCUUCUGUUGAUGCCAUUGCUCCUUUCGUCGAUAACGAUCAUGUAUUUUGCUUGUUGUAUCGUGAGAUGUGGUUCCGUCACUUGUACGCGCGGAUGCAGCCGACGCUUAAGCAGCGGGUUGAUAGCUGGGAUAAUUAUUGUAGCCUUUUUCAGGUUGUGCUUCAUGGGGUUGUUAAUAUGCAGUUGCCCAAUCAGUGGUUGUGGGAUAUGGUUGAUGAGUUUGUGUACCAGUUUCAGAGUUUUUGUCAGUAUAGGGCUAAGAUGAAGUCUAAGACUGAGCAGGAGAUUGCUUUGCUUCGUCAAGCUGAUCAGGCUUGGAGUGUGUAUGGUGUUCUCAACUAUCUGCAAGCACUUGUUGACAAGUCAUCGAUCAUCGAUAUAUUGGAGCGGGAGAAAGAGGGACUUGAAAAUUUCACUGCAGAUGAUGGGUAUGAUUAUAAUGGUGGAAGUAAUGUUUUGCGGGUAUUGGGUUACUUCAGCAUGGUGGGAUUGCUUAGAGUUCACUGUCUGUUGGGGGAUUACCACACUGGAUUGAAAUGCAUGCUUCCAAUUGACAUUAGCCAGCAUGGUGUAUAUACCACUGUAAUUGGAAGCCACAUCACUACUAUCUAUCAUUAUGGUUUUGCCAAUCUUAUGUUACGAAGAUAUGUUGUGGCCAUUCGUGAAUUUAAUAAAAUUCUAUUGUAUAUCUACAAGACAAAACAGUAUCAUCAGAAAUCUCCACAGUAUGAGCAAAUACUGAAAAAAAAUGAGCAGAUGUAUGCUUUGCUGGCAAUUUGUCUUUCACUAUGCCCCCAGACCAAACUUGUUGAGGAAACUGUAAACUCUCAGCUUAGGGAGAAGUAUGGUGAGAAGAUGAGUAGGAUGCAAAGAUAUGAUGACGAGGCAUUUGCUCUGUAUGACGAGCUUUUCUCAUAUGCGUGUCCCAAAUUUAUUACUCCAUCACCCCCUAACUUUGAUGAGCCGUUAGUCAAUUACAAUCAGGAUGCAUACAGACUUCAACUGAAGCUUUUCCUUUAUGAAGUGAAGCAACAACAAUUGCUUUCUGGUGUUCGCACCUUUUUGAAGGUCUAUUCUACCAUAUCUCUUGGGAAACUUGCUACAUACAUGGAAGUGGAUGAAGCUACAUUGAGGACUAUUUUGAUGACAUACAAGCACAAGACACAUACCGUUGAUGCUGAGGGCAAGAUCAUAUCUAAUGCUGAUAUUGACUUCUAUAUUGAUGAUGAUAUGGUCCAUAUUGUUGAAUCAAAGCCACCCAAGCGAUAUGGUGAUUACUUUAUGCGUCAAAUUGCAAAGCUUGAAGGCGUGAUGAAUGAUAUGGACAGGAUAAAGUUGGAGUAGAUAACAAUUUUGUUUAAUCUGUAGAAUUUAUUUCAUGCCUGUUCCUUUUGCUCGUAUUUUAUGACGCUGUGAUGCUUACAGUGUACCUUUUUGUUUAUGGAUGUAUUAUUUUCCCCUCCAGUCUCGAAAUCUAGUUAGAUGGAAAGUUGGCUUUUGUGAGAUGGAAUCUAUAUUUUAGAAGGGAAAAAUAGUUCUGAUCUCAAGCAAUUUUGACUCAUGUGCAAGUGUAAUGCCUUACUGAUGCUUUUUGUUUGAAAGUGUACAUUUACAACAUGACAGAUCUAACUCCAUA